AGCCGAAUAGUUGUGGUACGUGAAUCUGAUGGAACAUUGAGAAAAGCUAAUGCUGAUGAACGUCAUACCGUCAAUCAAAUAUAUUUCCCUCAGUUGGGAAGAGAAUUAAAACAUCCAGUAAUGUUUCAAGAUGAACAUUUGAAGGUAGUAAAAUGUAAAUAAAGUAAAAUAUAUAAAUUCUUAUACUGUUUUUUAUUAAAACAGCCUUUACUUGAAAAUGGUGAUUAUGAGUUCAUAUUAGAUCGUGCGUGUUGUCAAUUUGAACCGAAUGAUCAAAAUUAUCACCGUGUUGUAUUUACUACCUAUAAACAUGUAAACAAAACUAAAAAAUACCAGGUUUUAGAGUCAACAAGACAUUUGGGUCCAUUACUGUUUUAUUUGGCUUUCAACAAAAUGCCCGAUAACUUUUUAAUGUAUUGUCUACAAACUGAAAGGUAAGUUUAUCCAUUAUUUUGAUUUUAAACAAUUAAGAUAAAAUGACAUUACAUGUUAGGUUUCAAGAUGCUAUAUUGUUCAUUAACUUAUACACUAAAAUAAAUCAAGGUUUGGAAAUUGAAUUGGGAGAUUUAAAAGACCAAUUUAAAGUUAUAGAGGUAAUUUUGUUGUUAAAAUUUGUAAUUUGUUUUGUUUGAUGUUAUUAAAUAUAUAAAUACCUAUAUGUUUUAGGAUUUUAUAAAUACUGAAUGUACUGAAAAAGGAAACCUCGAAGAAGCCUUAAAAUAUUAUAUUAAUAUGAAUAGUGUAGAAGUAUCUAAAUCAAGUUAAAUUGUAUAAUUUAUGUUGUAUAAAAAUAUUACAAUUGAAAUGGACAAAAAGUGCACUCUGAGUCCUUGAAUUUAAUACUCAAUAAUAUUGUAAUGUAUAUAAAAUUAUUACCUAGUUUUCUUACAAUAAAAAUAAAAAUUAAAAAAAAAUAAUCACAGUAGUUAAUAUUAAUAUUUUAAAUGAUUAUCCAUCCUUUGCACAUCUAAAUCCUAAGUUUGAUGCAGAACUGUCUGGUGUGUUUUGACUUCGUGCUACACACCGAUAUCGGUAACAAUAGUUUUUGUGACAUAAGUAUGAUCCUCCUUUUUUAACUUUUUCUUUUCCGUCAGAAGGACCACUCUAAACAAUAAUAUUUGAUAAAUUAUUUUAUUUUAUUUUUCAAUGUGUUAAAAUUACACUAAAAAAAACUCACAGGAUUUACAAUAAAACUUCGAUCAUGAUGUAUAUUCCAAAAAUCAUUUGUCCAUUCCCAAACAUUUCCUACCAUAUUAUAGAGCCCAUAACCAUUUUCUGGAAAUGUAUUUACAGGAGCUGUUGUAGCCCAUCCAUCUUCUGCUGUAUUAUUAAAUGGAAAUUCACCUUGCCAAAUAUUUGUUCUAGAAUAAUUAAAUAAUUUUAAUUUAUUAAUUUGCAAUUAUAAUUUCAGGGAUUAUUUAAGAGUUUUAUCACAAAUCAAUUAUUUUCCCAUCUAAACAAUGAAGUAUUUAUACAGCAGCAAAUGUAUAUAUUACACGACACAGUAUUCUUAUUUUAAAAAUUGAACUAAAUUGAUUUAAAGACAAACACAUUUUUUGUGAAAUUUUAAUUAACUGGUUUGAUAUUUCAGUAUUAAACUUUGAGUAUAAAAUGACAGUUGAAUAUUUGAAGAUUUUUGUAUUUCACAUUAAAAUAAAAGUAUUGGAAAAUUGAACAUUUUCUUUAUAAUCUUUUAAUAUUAGGUAAAAAUAUUUCUUUAUCUUGAUUUUAUCAAGCUUCAAUUAAGUGCCAAGAUUUCUAGGGUUGUUUUAAGUAUUCUUCACAUUUUAAUUUUAAUAUGGAACAUUUUGUUACGACUGUAAGUUUAAGCUUGUCGGAAUGUAUGCUAUUAUUGAAUUUUUCGAUUAAUUAGGUGUUCUCAUGUCUAUAAUAUUCUAAAAAUCUAUGCUGGGAAGGCACAUCAAAAUUCAAAAUAGACUAUUGUACAAUUUACAACUUUUAGAUGAACCUCAAACAACAAUUGAUAUUAAAAAAAUAAAUCCCAGGUUCACAUACAUGACAAUAGAAAAAACCAUAAGAUCACUUGUAACAUUUGUUUAUGUAAUAUAUAACUAUUUAAGUCCCGUGUAUUUUAAAUAGAAAAAACCAACUGGUUUGAGAUAAAGUACUCUUAGUAAAAUGUUAUUUGCUGUAUUUACUUAAAUAAUAUUAAAUGACCUGUGCUUAUUAUUUGGAAGAAGUUUAUUUCCCCAAGGAUAGAGCCUGUCUUUAAGAUUACCCUUACAAGCUACUUCCCAUUCAGCUUCGGAUGGUAAUCUUUUUCCAGCCCAAGUACAAAAUGCUUUCGCAUCAUUCCAGGUAACGUGCACAACAGGAUGUAAUCCUCUAUCUAAAAAAAAAGUAUGUAUCAAAGAUUUUUAAUGAAAUAAGUAAACAUAAUAUUACCACGUACCUACCAUUGAUAUUAGAAUCUUUUCCUUCGGGAUGUUUCCAGUUGGCACCUUUAACUGGUACCCACCAAGGAGCGUCUUUAACGACUUGUGUUAUAGAUUUUAAUGUUUUUUUACUCAGAAAUAAUUGGAAUACAAAAGAAUCACCAAAUAUUUCUGCUUCAGUUCUGUAUUCUGUCUUCUCAACAAAAUUUUUAAAUUCUAAAUUGCUAACUUCAUAUUUAUCAAUAAAAUAAUCAUCCAAGAAGAUAUUACGGGAAGGGUGUUCACCAUCAGCAAUAAUUUCUGGUUUAUCGGUACCAAUAGUAAAAUUUUGUCCUUUGAUGAAAAUCAUUGAUUCUAGGGUUUCUGGUGGAUCUCCUGCUGAAGCCUCACAAACAUCAUUUUCAUUCAAAUCCAUUUUAACACGAUUCGUGUUGCAGCCACAAUCUGCAUUCGACGAGGUAACAAUACCCAUAAUAAUAAAAUAACAUAAUUUCAUCUCGAAAUUAAUAAUAACAUGUAGAUUAGAUUUAGUUAAUUUGUAUACCCAACUAAACUUUAUACAAUGCAAUCAAAAUAUACAAGUAAAACUAUUUUUUGAUCAAACCAUAUUCAAAUGUUUUACGGACGUGAACAGUGAAGUUAGGGAACUAUACCAGUUUUGAUAAGAAAUGAGUGACAUGAUAUUCGAAUUGCCUAUACCUCAGAUAUUAUAAGGAGUAAUACUGUGAAAACCGAAAGCCACCAACAGCCGUCAUU
Cinara cedri is the source of this 3152-nucleotide messenger RNA. The record is from the annotation of a GenBank genome assembly. Lineage: Eukaryota; Metazoa; Arthropoda; Insecta; Hemiptera; Aphididae.